AGCCAGGAUAACGAUUACCCAUGAUAGCGACACUUUGCCAUUGAGGGUGAUUCCUCAACAGUCAGCCUCCCCCCCCAUGGGGCGGGCUACGGGCGUGCGUGUGGGCUUUUAUGGUGGGGCUGACGGGAUGGGAAACGCGGUUGUUGAAUUCAUUGUGAGGUUGUCGCAAGUGCCAUCGUCUGAACUCUCUCUCCCUGAACCAUUGCCUUCCUCCUCCUCGUCACCACCCACCUUGCCCCUGUUGUACACCGACUUCACUUACUUUCUGAGAAUCUUGCUCGGUGGAUAGAUCAAUCUACAGCUUAUCUGUCCCUUCCUCCUACUCUUCAGGCAUUCUCUUGUUGUUCUAGUCGCAUCCGCGAGAUCCGCCCUCUGUCCGCUUGUCCUCUCUCUCUCUCUCUCUCUCUCUCUGUCCAGUGCCGAAACCAGUCAGAAUGAGCGCUUCCGACUCCCAGUCGAUGUCCGGUCCCUUGACCGUCCUCGUCUCGACCCGAGCGGUUCUCACCCAGCCAGACGACAGCCUUGUCCUUAGCCCAGCCACCAUCUCCGUCUCGCCCUCCACCGGCAAGAUCAUCUCCAUAGUCCCAAAAGUUCUGCCACCUUCCUCGUUCCCACCGUCCACCACCUACAUCGACCAUUCUCCCAAGAUCCUGCUGCCAGGGCUCGUCGACGCCCAUGUGCACCUCAACGAGCCCGGCCGCACAGAAUGGGAAGGCUUUGCAACCGGAACCCGGGCUGCUGCGUCGGGUGGUGUGACGACUGUGAUCGAUAUGCCGUUGAACGCGAUCCCGCCGACCACCACGGUGGUGGGCUUUGAUGAGAAGCUGGCUGCCAGCCGAGGCCAGUGCUGGGUCGAUGUUGGUUUCUACGGAGGCGUGAUCCCCGGCAAUGCAGACCAGCUGGUCCCCCUGGUGGAAAAGGGAGUCAGAGGGUUCAAGGGCUUCUUGAUCGAGAGUGGUGUCGACGAGUUCCCAGCCGUGUCCUCUACCGACAUCUCCCUCGCCAUGCGCACGCUCGCCGACCACCCUACAACCCUCAUGUUCCACGCCGAGAUGAUCCCUCCCAUCUCCGACAGCGUAGGCGACGCAGUGCAGGCGUCCCAGCCGCCCCUCGCGCCCACCGGCGAGCUCAACGCGUACAAUACCUUCCUCGAGUCGCGCCCCCCUUCCUUCGAGACCUACGCCAUCGACGAGAUCAUCUCCCUCGCACACCUCGCGCCCAAGCUGCACCUGCACAUCGUCCACCUCUCCGCCACGGAGUGCAUCCCCAUCCUGCAAAAGGCAAGAGAGGGCGGCAUCAACAUCACGGCCGAGACGUGCUUUCACUACCUGGGCCUCGCUGCCGAGGACGUCGAGGACGGCGACACCAGGCACAAAUGCUGCCCGCCCAUCCGAUCUCAGAUCAACCAGGACGGCCUGUGGGAGGAGCUCUGCAAGGACCACGGGAGCAGCGUCAUCAAGACGGUGGUGUCGGACCAUAGCCCCUGCACGCCCGAGCUGAAGCUGCUCCCUCAGCACCUGCAGCACUAUCACCCCCACGUCGACCUUGUGGGCGGGUCGCUGAUCCACUCCGACUCUGGCGUGGACGUGUCCAUGCCCGGCGAGGCCGACAACAAGACCACCAUCGUGCCUGGAGACUUCUUUGCCGCAUGGGGCGGUAUCUCGUCCGUCGGCCUGGGCCUGCCCAUCCUGCACACCACCGCCAAGGAGCGCGCGCCCAGCGCCGAGCCUCCGCUCGACAUUGUCGACAUUGUCCGCCUGUGCUCGCAGGCGACGGCGCGGCAGGUUGGGCUGUCGCACCGCAAGGGCGGGCUGAAGCCUGGUCUGGACGCUGACGUGUGCGUGUUCGAUGACACAGAGGAGUGGGUGCUCGAGUGCCAGGGCAUGCACUGGAAGAACCGUUGCUCGCCGUGGGAGGGCAAGAAGUUUGUCGGCCGCGUGAGGGAGACGUGGUUGAGGGGCAACAAGGUAUAUGUGAUGGGCGCUGGAAAUAAUGGUUUUGUCACCAGCAAGGCUGCGGGCGAGGCUAUCACGGAGAAGAGAACGAUCUAGCCUGAGAGAGAAGGAAAAGAACAAGAGAAAAGAGAAAGAUGGUUUGGGGACAUCAUGGCACAUCAUUGGGAGGGCGAAUCUCGCUGCAUUGCGUUUGAGUUUUACAUAUGGGAUUAGACAUGUGACGUGCAUUUUCACAAGAGGUACAUAAGAAGCACUAAAAGGACUAGAUAUAGAUAGGAUACAAUAUUAUGACAAAUUCUUUCG
Messenger RNA from Cryphonectria parasitica EP155, 2258 nucleotides. Its product is annotated as allantoinase. Gene Ontology annotation, molecular function: allantoinase activity. Gene Ontology annotation, biological process: purine nucleobase catabolic process. The transcript has 2 exons. The record is from RefSeq and is a predicted model, not a curated record. Lineage: Eukaryota; Fungi; Ascomycota; Sordariomycetes; Diaporthales; Cryphonectriaceae. Gene Ontology annotation, cellular component: cytoplasm. The coding region runs from base 435 to 2051 and encodes 538 amino acids.